Messenger RNA from Cylicocyclus nassatus, 3807 nucleotides. The record is from the annotation of a GenBank genome assembly. Lineage: Eukaryota; Metazoa; Nematoda; Chromadorea; Rhabditida; Strongylidae.
AGCGAAAAAUUUAGCAGACCUCGCCCUGUGUUGGAUCUCUAUCCCGUGUACUAGCAGGGCAUAUGCCCAAUCAUGUCCGAACGUCUACGCGAGCGGCUCGGUUAUUACUCAGAAGAGUUAGAUGGCCAGAUGCGAUCAGCAUCACCGGCCGGAUCACGUUCGCCACGACGUUCUAGCCGUUCACCAAGACCGCCAAAUGGAGAACCAGCGAUUGCGGUAGCGAUACCACUCGUUCGUGAUUCACGGCCUGAUAUCGCAGCUUGGCCUGCUCCACCGCAAAACGUGCCGUUAACUUGUAUCAGCGGAAAUGUACGGACCCCUACAGCAGGACCACCCCGACAAUCCAUCUCACCAGUUCCUGUUUCGCCGACAUCAAACAGUGGCAGUACUCAGGCAGAAAUCGAAGAUUCUACUACUUUACUAACCAUGUUGAAAGUAGCUGCUGCAUCUAAUGCCAAUGGUAGGAUUACGGACAAUGAACCACGAAAAGGGGUCCCUCGCGGCCGGGAAACUGAGUUGAAGCGAAAAAUCCAGACGCUUGAAGAAACAGUAGCCGAAUAUGAACGGCAGAAGUACAAUGUAAUGGGAACCUUUAGCGAGUAUAGAGAACGUGUGGCAGAACGUGAGCGCAAACUGGAAGCAGAAUAUUCGAGCAAAAUCAUAGCACUUUCUGAAGAAGUGCUAGGAGCGAAAAAGGACUUUGAAGCACGAAUGAAGAGUUUUCAGGCGCUCCAGGAUAAGUUUGAGCGUGAGAAGGAGCAAGCUCUAGAGAAACUCCGCCAAGAACACCAAAAGGAGAUUCAGCUUUUGGAGCAACGCUUCUCGGAGUCACAGCUACUCAAUUUGGAGCAAAAGUAUAUGAUUGAAAUUCAAAGACUAGAAGAAGAACGAAAAUCGCUACGAUCGGAAAAAGAGCGUUUAGGAGAAACAUUCGAGAUGAAAUUACGACGCGCGCAGUCACUUUAUGAGACAGAACUUACAGCGGCUAAAAUGCUCUAUACAAAAGAGCUGGAAGCUCUCAGAGAUCAUGAAGAGGCAUUGAAGGAGGAAUUACUGGCAAGGCAGGAUGAGUUCCACGACCGUCUUCAAGAGCUACAGCAUCAAGCGCGCAGGAGCCGUGAUGAGUUGGCCAGCUGCAAAAAUGAAGUGACUGCACUGGAAAAGAAGCUUCAGUCAAAGGAAGCGGAGGUUCAGGCUAUCAGCAAAGAGCUUGAGGACGCAAGAGCUGAAACAAACGAUGCGCUCAGGCGCCUGUCUCAAUCAACCAGUGAGUAUAAUGAACAUAGGGCUAAGCUCCAACAACAAGAAGAGGAAUUAAGGAAAAAAUCUAAACUGCUAAAUGUGGUCGAAGCAGCAAAGACCAAGCUUGAAGGUGUCAUUCGUGACCUUCAAACCGAAGUGCGAGCACUAAAAAACAAGGUUGAAUUUCUGGAAAAAGAGCGCGAAAAUCUUCAAAGCCAGAGCGAAAGCCAAACCAAGCUGCAGAACUCGCAAGUGAAUGCCCUCGAAGCUGUUUUGGAAAGUGUUACAAAGGAAAAAGAAGCCACCAAAGAACACUACGAAAGCUUACUGGCGAAGGAGAGACAGCAGGCUGAAGCACGUGAGCAUGCUAUGAAGAAAGAGUUUAGCAGCAAGCUCAAUGAACUUGAGGAGCAGUACACCAGUCUUAAAGAGGACCUGGAGCAUUCGGCUAGGCUGGACAGGGACGAGCUAAGAGAGGCUACUCAGCAUGAGAUACAGACUCUCAAAACGGAAAAAUCCUUGCUUGAGGCAGAGGUUACAGCGUUGAAGCAGAAAUUUUUGGAUGAAGGAGAGUCCGAGGAUCAGAUCACGGAACAGCUCAGCGUCAUAGUCAACGAAACAGCAGGACUUACGAGGACGCUCGAAGAGUAUCGUUUGAGAAUUAACAGUAAAGAUGAGGAAAUAGCUGCACUGCGUCGCCGUGUCGAUCAGGAACAAAGCCUUUCGGAAGAACAAAUCCGAGUCAUCAAGGACGACCUAAGGAGCGAAAUGUUGUCCUCAGACGAGUAUCAGAAUAAUCUUAUGGAAAUUGAACGGUUGCAUUCCGAGAUCGCAACAUAUGAACGAAAGCGAGAGAAGGAAGAAGAGGCCGAAAAAGAACGAGAGAAAGUUGUCAAAAGACUGGAAGCAGAAAAUAGGGAGCUAAAGUCAAAAGUAUCCAAAUUUGAACAGAGCGAUCAGCAUGCAGAGCUGCAAUCGCUAAAGUCCUCACUUGCCGAAAAAGAAGAAGAGCUGUACAGCGCGAAAGAAGAUGCGGCAAAACUCAAAGCUGAAAACGACGAACUUCACAAGGAAAAAGAAAGGACAAGAAAUUCAGAUGAAAUGCUGAGAGAAGAAAUGGCUGCACUUGAAAGUGACAACAACGAAAAAACCAUUCAAAUUGAAGCACUACAUGUACGGGUAAAAGAGCUUCUUGAUCAGAUGGGUGGCAUAAAAGAGGAGUUGGAUAGGAAAAACGUUGAGUUGCAGCAGAUCGGAGACCGAUCCGAGAUAAGGUUCGAAAAUCCAAUUGCGGAAGCCGAGGAAAAAAUGAAACAUAUGACUAAAGAGCAUGAAAAAAUUAUCAAUCAGAUGAAGCAAAGAGAACAGGAGAUUGCACAACAAAUGCAGCAACUACAAGAAGAAGUUCUAGGCAAGCAAAGUACGUUGCAGGAAUCGAGAGUCUUGCUAGAGUCUCUAAAGGAAGAGUCUCUCAAAAAAGACGAAGCAUUGAACCUGAUGGAGCUCAAAAUUAAUGAGCAAGAGAGUUUGCUAAGUGACCGAGAACAACAACUGGAAGAACAGCAGGUAGUGAUCAACGCUCUGCAGGAAAAGCUGAAGGCUAGUACGAGUCAGCAAGAAGAACAGAUGCAAUCACCUGAGAUAGCUACUAGUGCUGUUGCUGACACCGAAGAGGAGGAAGAUGUGGAAGAAGAAGACGACGACGACAGAACAGAAACUUCCUGCAUGGAAAUACAAACAGAUCCUGUAAAGGCGCCAUCCCCUGUACAGAUCGUGGACUUGGCCAGGGAAAAAGAGCUGAAGUCAAGAAUAGCCGAAUUAGAACAUGCCUUAGAGAUGAAGAACGAUCUUAUAGAAAAGUUGCAUGAACAGCUACCGGAUAAGUCUGGCGAAGAUAUGUCGAUGAAAAAGAAGGACAGAUCACAAAGCAUCACGGGCGGUGGCGUUUUCCAAAAUUUCGUGAGUCAAAUGAAGGACAAACGUGACGAAGCCAACGAAAGAAGUAAAAAGAAGGAGGUGGAAAGGAAAGCAGAAAAAGCUGCUAAGGAUGCUGCUCGAGAGCUUAUCAAAGAGCGAUCACCAAUGCGUUCGAAGUCACCAUCGCUGCUGACACGUCUUCGCGAUCGCAGUCCUGUAAAGACCCGAUCACCUGUGGAUAAUCUAGAAACAACACCAUCGUCUUCAAGCAGGAACCUCCUGGCCCCAGGGGACUCGGAACGCCUAGAACGUCGAGGUUCACCGUCACGACCACUAUUCAGCCGAUAUCGCAAGGAGCCGGCCGAAAAACGACCGGCAUGGAAAUUUUGAGAUCCCAGAAACAAUAAAUAUACGAAUAAAUCCUAUUGGAUGCAGAAGCGGUACAAUUGCAAAUUGGAAACUCUCGUGUUCCAGUCAUUCGCCUGUACAUAAAAGAGGACUUGUCUGUAUGCGAAAUAUAUGCGUAACAUGCAUAUUCGAUAGUAUUGAUGUAUUUCAAUCUUUCUUUCACAGUGCGGUCAGUCGUCUGCUCUGACGAUAGACAUAUGUGUUACCUCAUAUCACUGCAAUAAAAUUUACUCUUUCCAA